Messenger RNA from Saccoglossus kowalevskii, 1655 nucleotides. RefSeq lists its product as uncharacterized. The record is from RefSeq and is a predicted model, not a curated record. Gene Ontology annotation, molecular function: flavin adenine dinucleotide binding; sarcosine oxidase activity. NCBI's taxonomy places the organism in Eukaryota, Metazoa, Hemichordata, Enteropneusta, Harrimaniidae.
CACGAUGUAACGCUGGUGAUGUAUUAACUGGAGUCUCUAUUAAAGGAACCAGAAGUGCGGUUUUCAAAUAGUUUUGAUUUGCAGUCAUGGAUGAAGUAGUAUAUGACUUGUGUAUUGUUGGAGCUGGUCUUAUCGGUUCUGCUGCAGCAAGACAUGCAACUAUUAUAUCACCAGCUGCUAAAAUAUGCUUAAUUGGACCCAAAGAACCUGUGAAUUUUGCAGAAAACCCCGAACGCACCAUCUUUUCUUCUCAUUAUGAUGAAGGACGUUUAGCAAAAACGAUGAUGCCAGAUUUAUUGUGGGCUAUGUUAGAUAACAGAUCAAUAUCACGAUAUGAGGGAAUUCAACAACAAACUGGAACACGCUUUUUCACAGAUGUUGGCUUUAUGAUGAUUAGUGUGAAAGAGGGACAUCAAUACACUUCAGUUAUGAAAGACAUGGCAGUGAAAUUUGGAAAGAAAUUUGACAUUCUUGAUAAAACUGAACUCACUGAGCGGUAUGAUUAUCUGUCGAUGCGCCCAAACGACGAGGCCAUACUUGAGUUAAAUCACGCUGGAUACGUCAGUGGAAGGAAACAGGUAUUAGCACAGCAAACAGCUGCUCGACAGCAAGGAUGUGACAUCAUUGAUGACAUCAUUAAUCAUGUGACUGAAUGUAACCAAUCAACUGUCGACAAUGUGUUAAAGUUGACUACACAUAAAGGCCACAUCAUGCGUGCUAGGAAAGUGCUAUUAACUACAGGUGCCUUCACUUCAUUCAGACAUCUGUUACCACCUGGCAAGGAGUUAGACGUUACAUUAUAUUCUAAGACUCAGGCCUUCGCAGAGCUGACACCAGAAGAUGCUAAGAGAUUGACAGACAUGCCAACUAUAGGACGGAAAUAUACAAAAGAAGGAAAUCAUGAUCUUUACAUGUUGCCACCAAUUAAAUACCCCAACGGUAAAUAUUAUCUAAAGAUUGGACAUGGUGCUAAACUCAACACUGUACUCAACACAGAGAAAGAAGUAGCAGACUGGUUCUGGACUGAGGGACACGCGUCAGCACAUAAACCCCUUUUAGAUAUGAUGUUUGAUAUUGUCAAAGGAGUGAAGCCUGUGUCAACACAUGGUGGUUCUUGCGUUAUAACAACUACACCGACUGGCCAUGUGUACUGUGAUAUGGUGACACCUACACUGGGAGUGGCAGUUGGUGGUAAUGGACAUGGUGCUAGUGCAGCUGAUGAGAUUGGGAAUAUGGCUGCACGGAUGAUAAUUGCUGGGAAAUGGGAUCAUGAUUUGUCUCCUGAUAGUUUUAGAAUCAAAGGUAACAAAAAGCUGAUUAUUGAUCGUCAAAUUUAUUCCACAAGUGUUCGAUAUAGGUCCAUUAUACAAUGCGAUGUUUUACCAGGAGUGAAGCCUGUGUCAGCACAUGGCGGUUCUUGUGUUAUAACAACUACACCGACUGGCCAUGUGUACUGUGAUAUAGUGACACCUACACUGAGAGUGGCAGUUGGUGGUAAUAGACAUGGUGCUAGUGCAGCUGAUGAGAUUGGGAUUAUGGCAGCAAGGAUGAUGAUUGCUUGGAAACUGGAUCAGGUUUUGUCUCCUGAUAGUUUUAGUGUAAAAUUCAAAAAUUGCUGUGAUUUAAAAGAAAAACACGCGAUUGGGAGUGGCUGA